CCGUCUGCGCCAAGCGGGGAGCCCUGCGCUCCGCUCCGCUCGGGCGGCCGGGCCGGGCCGGUCCCGCUCCGCGGAGCCGCAGCGAAUCGCGGGCGCUAACAAAGGCCCCUCGUUCGGGCCGACAUUUGUUGAUCGCCUGGUUUGCCGCGGGGCUGGAGGGGCGGGCAGGGGAGGGUUAAGAUGCCGAAAGGCGCGGCCGGCGCCAAGGCCGGGCACGAAGGUGAUGGGCUCCCGAGCGCAGGCACAGCCCGGCUGCCAGGGGCUGCGGAGCGAGGGGGAAGGAGCCACCUUAACGGAGAGCCCCGCCCCGGGCCGGAGCAUGCGUGCCGCUCAUUGGUGCAGCUCUAAUGGCUGAAAUUGAUUGCUGAAAUGCAAAACUUGUUGCUGUUUCUCCAGCUCUGGGUGAGAGAGGGAGCGGAAGAGAGGGGAGCGGAGACCCUGCAGCGCCCCGAGCCGGGCACCCCGCACCGCCUGCGGCCGACGGGACCCUGCAGCGCCCCGAGCCCGGGCCGACGGGACCCGCCAGGAGAGCCUGGGUCCGGCAGACCCUCGGAGCCCCCAGCGCAGCAAGGCGCGGAGAGCGGAGCCCGUGCGCCCGGCACGCAGAGCCCGCCGGACCCGCUGGGCUGCCCGAGGCUGAGCCGCGCUGCCAGCGCCUCUGCAGCCCGGCGAUGCGGAGCGGAGCUCCCGGGGACUGGAGCCGAUGAGCUGCGGAGCCGAGCCCCGCCGGAUGUCGGGGAGAGCCGGCCGCCCCACCAGGUGUGAGAGAGCGGGGCGCCCCCAAGCGUAAGUGCCGCGGCCGCUCGGAGAGCCCCGGGCUGCGUGGCGCGGAGGCCGGAGGCUCGGACCCAGGCGGACAGAUUUCAUUUCCUUGAACUUUGUUUGGCAGCCGGGGCGGCCGCUGCCUGUUUCUCCGCGCCCGCCCCGCCCGCAUCCCCGCUAAGCGCCCCCACGCCCUGGCCACCUGCCCCGCAAGAUGUGAGCGCGGGGGCAGCUCCCUGGGGACCCGGCUCGCCCCGCCGCUGCCUGCUGCAGGGACACGGCCCCUUGGCUCCGCGUUGGGCGCUCUCGCUCGCUGCGGUUCCGAGCGCGCUCCUGGGGGAGCCGGUCCGAGUCGCGCACCGGGGCGCGCGGGGUGCCAUGCCCUACUGAUCCCCAGAAGUAUGUUUGGGCUGGAGCAGUUUGAGCCUCAGAUCAGCAGCAGAAACGCCGGACAAGGAGAGAGAAACUUUAGCCAGGCCGGACUGACCAUGAGCUCCCACUUCAAAUCGCCGGCUUUCCACUCGGGGGGGCCCGCGGAUCCGGCCAUCAGCGCCCUGGCCGAGCCUCCCAUCCUGGGCAUGAACAUGAACAUGGCCGGGGAAGCGUACGGCUUCCAUGCCCGGGGACACUCGGAGCUGCAUGCAGGGGGGAUGCAGGCUCAGCCGGUUCAUGGCUUUUUCGGCAACCAGCAGCCUCACCACGGUCAUCCCAACACCCACCACCCGCACCAGCAUCACCCGCACUUCAGCGGCAACUUUGGGUCCGAUCCCAGCGCCUCCUGCUUGCAUGGAGGGCGGCUGAUGAGUUACAACAACAUGGGCAGCCAGCAAGCGUUUGCAGAGGGCUAUGAACAUAUGGCUGAGAACCAAGGAGGCGAAGGCUUUGGACAGCAAAGGUCAGGUAACAUGCCCGAUUUCCAGCACCACAACUCCAGCGCCUCUAACCACGCCGUGCCAGCACCCUGCCUCCCACUGGAUCAGUCUCCCAACCGGGCUGCCUCCUUCCAUGGGCUUCCAGCCUCCAGCUCCUCGGAUUCCCAUAGCCUGGAGCAGAGGCGGCUUCCCAACCAGGGCGGCGUCGAUUCUUUGGAAUACAAUUACCCCAGCGAUGGCCCUUCAGGACACUUUGAUUUGCCAGUGUUUUCCCCUUCCGAGUCGGACGGGCAGCUUCCUCACUAUGGGGCUGGCAGACAAGUUCCUGGGGGCGGCAGUUUCCCUGGCACAUCUGUUUUGCCCAGAGCCCCAGGCAUAGUGGGGAUGUCCAAAGUUCACCCGCAGCAGCAGCAUGGUGUAUUCUUUGAAAGGUUUGGAGGUGCUCGUAAGAUGUCUGUGGGCAUGGAGCCUGGUGUUAACGCCAGACAUCCUUUAAUGCAACAGCAGCAACAGACAGGUUUACUGGCCAGACAAAACUCCUGUCCGCCAGCAAUUCCUAGGCAACAGCAAACAGAAGCCAAUACUCCCAACCCCAACUUGCAGGACAAUGGGCCAAUAAUGCAGAACCAGCAUGCACAGUUUGAAUACCCUAUUCAUAGACUGGAGAAUAGGAAUAUGCAUCCAUAUACUGAUCCCGUGUUUAAUAUGCAGCACCCUCCUCCGCAACAGCAACCAAAUCAGAGACUGCAACAUUUCGAUGCCCCCUACAUGAACGUGGCCAAGAGGCCUAGGUUUGACUUCCCCAAUAACCCCGCGGUCGAUAGGUGCGCCUCCUGGAAUAACAAUCUGCACAGCGCGGGGCUGGAAAACCAUCUAUCGCCUUCCGCCUACCCCGGCCUCCCGGGCGAGUUCACGCCGCCCGUCCCGGAGAGCUUUGCCCCGGGCCCGCCGCUCCAGCACCCGGGCCCCGACCCGCAGGCCCUGCAGCAGCGCCAGAACGCCGCCCUGAUGAUCAAGCAAAUGGCGUCCCGGAACCAGCAGCAGAGACUCCGGCAGCCCAGCCUGCAGCAGCUGGGGCACCACGGGGACGUCGGCCCGAGCAGCCUGGUGCACGCGGGCCCCGUGGGCAGCCUGCCGCAGCCCGGCUUCGAGCGCGACGGCGCAGGCCGGGGGCCCACCUUCGAGCCGCAGACCCCGCACCUGGCCCCGGACAGCGGCUGGUUCCCCGGCCCGCACCCGCCGGGAGAGCUGCUGCCGCGGCGCAUGGGCGGCCCCGCCGAGCCCGGCCCGCACGAGCUCGGCCUGCCGCAGAACGGCUCCGGCCUGCUCUUCCGGCCGGCCGUGGGCGGGCUGGGGCUGGCGGGGGAAGGACACGUGCCGGCGCUGCACUCCCCGGGCGUCCACCCCCAGCCGGCCGAGGGCGCCGCCGCCAGCCCGGGCCCGCCCGACAAGCCGCUGACCUCGCCCUCCUGGGCCAAGGGCGGCGAGCUGCUGCUGGCCGAGCAGCCCGACCUCAUGGCCUCGCUGGACAGCGGCAUCCAGAGCGCCAGCAAGUCGGACGGCGGCUCCCCGCGCGGGGACUUCCCCGACGAGCCCAGCCCCGCCUACGGCCACGAGGACGAGGUGUCGUCCAGCUCCGACAGCGCCCUGGCCAAGCCCACGCGCAGCCCGCUGCUGGGCGGCUCCCCCAAGCUGCCGCGGGCGGAGCACGCGCUGCUGGGCGGCCAGAAGCCGCUGGGCCUGGGCCUGGGCCUGCUGGGCGGCGCGGCCCCGGCCCCGGCCCCGGUCCCCGCCCCGGACAGCUACGGGCUGGGCGGCGGCGGCGGCGGCGCCCACCCGGGCACUCCGGGCCUGGAGCAGGUGCGCACCCCCACCAGCACCUCGGCCCAGGACGAGAUCCACCCGCUGGAGAUCCUGCAAGCGCAGAUCCAGCUCCAGCGGCAGCAGUUCAGCAUCUCCGAAGACCAGCCGCUGGGCAUGAAGAGCAAAAAGGCCGAGUGCCCCAGCCAGAACGGGGAGGGCGACUUGAACAGUUGUUGCUCGGAUAACGUCAAAGGUGCCAUGAGCACGAUAGACCUGGACUCUCUGAUGGCAGAGCAUAACUCUACCUGGUACAUGCCUAGCGAGAAGUCCUUGAUGGAGGGACAAGAGGAGGACAAACCUAUGGCACCGUGGGAGAAGUCAAAGCCUCAGAAUCCCAGCAAAGAAGCCCACGACCUUCCCCAGAACAAGACCUCAGCUGCGGCGCAGACUGGCAGCCAUUUGCAAUGCCUCUCAGUCCACUGCACGGAUGACAUGGGCGAGUCGAAGGGCCGGACUGCGGUGCCGACAUGGAGAUCCCUGCACUCAGACAUCUCCAACAGAUUUGGGACUUUUGUGGCUGCCCUGACUUGAACAAAAGGAAAUUAUUUUUUUCUCUUUUUAAUUUUAAAGGGCCGCUACUGCUAGGUGGACUAUUUUUCUAGGUUGGUACCUGCUUAGUGGCAUAUGGACUGGAAAGGGUUAAUUUAAAGUAAACCUCAAUUUUUUUAAUCUUCUGCCACAGUAUGUUACCAGUGUUAACCCUUCUGCAGUUAGCACACUUUUGCUUAAAAUUUUCCUGCUAGAUCAUUUCCCCCAUUAUUCUGUAAUCUUGGCAAACAUUUAUAGAUGAGGCCUUUUCCUUUUUCAUCUCAACGUAUGUCCAAGUAGUGUGUGUCAUAAGACAGAUACUUCUCCUUUCGUUUUUUCUUUUCUUUUUUUUUGCCCCCUUUUUUUUCCGCUUUGUUCAGUGCUUAUUAAAAUGGAAAUCCUGAAGAAUAGCAGUUCAGGAAUAAAUGCCGGUUGAAGUGAAAUUGUCAUCAUAUUCUAUAUUGACACCAAGCUUUCGUCAGUCACAUACAAACCAAACAAUUAAUGCUCUAUUAAGUAUUCAGCCUGUGAUUUUUGUCUUUCCUGAGAUAAUUUAUUUUUUGUUAUCAAGAAUACAUUCAGCCUUCAUCUCUUGCUGUUAAGUGGAAACAACUAUUCAGUUUAUUUGCUGACUUGAAGCCCAGAUAUAGUGUUAUUCUGAACAAUAGGACCUGUAGCGGUGAAGCCUGGUUGACCAAACACGUUUAAAAAAUGUGAAACUGCCAGUUAAAGCAUUGUAAUCCCUUCUCCACCAAGGACCAAGAUUUGAGUGGAAUUCCUCCCACCCGUCUCUCUUACUGGGGACACACGGGGAGUGCAGAUCACCUCUAGGACACAGUGUGUAUCUAAAGUCCCCACAUCUUUAAUUUUGCUCCCAGAAGAAGGGAAGUUUAAAUACCACGUUAUCUCUAUAACUGUUGAAGCAGGGGCUUCUUUUAAGGAAAAUCACAUACCAAACCCCCUUUGUACUGUGCUCUUCCUGGGAAACAACUUCCUGGUUACAGGAAUGUAAAAAAGCUCUGAUUCCUUGACAUGAGGAACUCCCCUGUGCUAGGCUAAAUUUAAAUCAGCCAUCCAGCUAUUACUUGGGCCAUGUCUACACUACCACUUAUGUCAGCAAAACUUAUGUCGCUCAGAGGUGUGAAAAAAACACCCCCUGGAUGACAUAAGUUUUGCCAGCAUAAGUGACAGUGUGCACAGCGUGACGUCAGUGGGAGAGCUUCCCCUGCGACACAGUUACCACUGCUUGUUGGGGGUGGUUUAGUUACGUUGACAGGAGAGCUCUCUACCCUCAGCACAGAGUAGGUAUGUAGGAGAUCUUACAGUGGCACAGAUAAGGUUGCCAUCUUUCUAAUUGCUGGUAACUGGACCCUCGAGGCCCAGCCCCCUUCUCUGCCUCUCCACUCCCCCCCCCAAAAGAUACCUCCCUCCGUUGGAUCAUCUCCACCUCCCACCCCACCCACCAGCUAGACUCCCUCUGCUCCGGGGCUGGGACGGGAGCUGCUGCAGCCUGACACGGAGCCUGUCUGCAGGUAGGAAUGGCCCCAGCUGAGCAGGGGCUGGCAGGGGUUAAUAACUCGACACCUCCCCUCACCCUGCGGUAACCGGAUUUUUGGUGUCUGGUCAAUACAUCUGACCAGGCGCUGCCAGGUCCCUUUUUCAGCCAGACUUUCCGGUUGAAAACCAGGCACCUAGCAACCAGGCACAGAAGCCAAAAACCGGACUGCCUGUGUAAAACCCGGGUGGAUGGCAACCUUAGCACCGUUGCAUCGAUACAGCUGUGCCACUGUGAGCUCUCUAGUGUAGAUCUAGCCUUACACUUACCAAAGGAGUCACAAGUCAGCACUGAAGCAAAGGCGUUAUUUUUGGGCUAAAGAAGAAGGUACCUCAGAUUGCUGGUAAAGCUUUUAGUAUAGCGGCGUGUGCCCUUUUUCCACAGCAGGGCUUUGGUGCCAUUACUUGAAGUGCCACCCUUUAAUGUAUGUCACUGAGAAUGUUGAAUGUGUGAGAUCAGGCAUUUUCAGGAGUGGAACCAAGCAUGAAGCUGGGAAAUUUGGUACAUAUCAGUACGUACUGAUGGGUAUCCUUUUCAUUCUAGCCAGUCCCCACAUUUGUGCACCUGUGAGUCAGAGAUUAGCAUUCUCUAAACUGCCAGGGUGCUGGUAGAGCCUAAAGUAGAUCACAUAAUUCCUGCUGGUAAAGACAGUUUCUAUUUGACAUUUGUCGUGUUUGAAGGACAGUAUUAUUAGAUACAUACAAUAAAAGGAAACCAUUCUUUCCUGCUCUUCACAGAUAAUACUCAUUAGGACAGAAAGCUGGAAACAAAUGAGCUAAAAACAAAAAUUAAAAGAUGAUUGGACACUGGUGUGGUUUUACAUAACGCUAUCUAUAAUUUGUGUAGCCUCUGCUUACAGUAAGACGAAACGGUCCCACCCUUGUUCAGAUGUGUUCAGUCCAGUGCUGCUGGAACAGUUUUUAUAGUGGGGGUGCUGAAGGUGGAAACCAUGUAUUUGGGUGGUUGUUACUGUUUCAAGCCAGGGGGUGUGGCAGCACCCCUACUUCCAGCACCCAUGACUCAGUCUCCUCCACUCUUUGCGGUUACUAGGAACAUUGGAGGAUUAGAUCAUAGCUGUGAAAUAAAGGACUGAAACGCCAUGGUUAUUUAUCACUUGUUUCAUGGAUUCAGAGUGUGCCCCUUUUUGAGAGUUGCUGUUCAGAGUUCUGUCUUGAAUUUAUCUUGGAUGGUCGCAUUGGGCCAUCGCUUUUUAAGCGGAGUUCUGUAUUGACACCACUGGGGAGGGAAUUGUGCUUAAAAACUCAUGGUACAUUGUGGUUCUGAAAUCUUUCAAUCAUGCUGUUUCAAAACUCUCAACAUUUUAAAUGAAGUUACAGAUGGUAUUUAACUUGUCACGUUCUCCCUGCUCUCUUAUUUGGAACAAGCUCUCAUUGGCCUUAUGUGGAUUUAUUUUCCUGUUGUGUCACUGCUCACUGAGUUGACUUGGGUAAAAUUUUUUUUUUAAACUAGGAAAUUAUAAUAAGAGUCCUUGAGUUUUAGUUGGUCUUUUGUUUCAGAAUUUAAAAAACAUCCCUGAUUUUGAGAAGCUUUUUAAUUUUUUUUUUUUUUUUUUUAAGAUUUUAUUGACGCUGGAACGGUUACUGGAAUAUCGAGUUUGCCCCUGCUAUAAUUCGGUGAAUAUGGAGUUAGCUUGUAUUCCUGGGUCUAGAACAAAAAGGCAUGACACUUGGCUGGAUCCAGAUGAAAGGCUCAAAUCUUCUGCCCUUCACCUACUCUAAAUAACAUUGUCUGAGGUAAUAUAUCUCCUGAUGUAACAAUUGUUACCCAGCCUCACUUUGGAGAACACGCCCCAACCCAAGAAAGCACAGUUUCUUAGGUCCCAGUUCAGCAGAGUGCUUACGUAUGUGCUUAAUUUUAAAUGUAAGUAAUUCCAUCUCUAGUCAUCAAAGCACUUACGCAUGUGCUUUCCUUGAGGCACGUGUUUCUCUCGUUAGCUUUAAUGGAAUUUAAACCAAGUUUUUUAAAAAAAUUAGUAGGAGUGGGAGGAAACUUGGUUCUGUCUCUGGAACUACCUGUUUAUUUAUCAAAACUGUUCGGACAAUACUACAGAUCUGUUUAACCUUUUUGGUAGCUUUGUUCCAUCCGCCAUGUCUCCCUGACUUGUAAAUGGCUUAUUCUCACCUUAACUGAGGGACAGAAUGCCAGAUGCCUAAUAGUAAUCAUUGAGGUGAUACCAGCACAUUGGAGUGGGAUUUCAGGGUGCCUAUUUGCAAAAUUCUGGUGGAAUAAGGUGUAUGCAUUUACUCACCAGGUCAAUGUUUAUUACCAAGCUUUUGUUACCUGUGAUAAGUUUCCUGUCCAGCUUCUCCAUUGAUUUGAUAAGCGCACUGUUUUUUUUUAAACAUGUAUGAAAUAUCAGCAGAGCACUAGAUUAUAAAAAAGGUUUAGUUUCUGGAAUAAUGAUACUUGUCUUCAUUUUUAGACUGCUUUGAGAGCUAUAGAUGAAAAAUGCGGUGUGAGAGCUAAGUAUCACUAUAUCCCCAUUUUACAGGGCAGGAAAGCUACGGGGGGGAAGUGACUUGAGAUGACUCCCAGAACUGGUACUAUAACACUCCUGACUCCUAGUCCAGUGUCAUACCCAUUGGCCUAUCUGCUUCUUCAGUAUAAUUUUAAAACUCCUGCCUUUGAGGUCAGUCUAAUCCAAUAAGUAAUGAAAUUCAGUGAAUUGCAAAUGCUGCAAAAGUGACUGCAUAAAGACAAAAAAAAAGUUUAAAGUGCAUCUGCAUAUUUUGAAAGACUUCAUGGGGGUGAAAACAUGGCACUAAAAAGCCAGUAGUUUUAUGGUAAAUAUGCAUUGAUCAUGUGUACAAGUUUCAUUUUGUGUUGCAAAUAGCAGCUCAAAAUAAUAUGGCUUCAUAUUUGUACUGCAGUGUCCACUUUGACCUGCCUGGCAUUUUCAGUUGCUGUACACAGGCACGUAGUCUAGGCAGCAGUCUAAGCAGCAUUUUAGAAAUUAAAUCUUUUAGUUCCUACCCCUUGAGGGUAAAUUUCUCCCUGCACAGUGUUUGCUGACUCUUUUGAUAUGUGUUAAAAGAAAUGUCAUACUUACACUUCGAGUUUGAGCAAGUAGCAUAUUGAGCAAAAUACCUUUCUUUGGUUUAAGUUAUGGGGAGUGAUGAGUCAUCUUUGUCAAAAAAGAAUGAAUAGGCCUUAUUUAUUAAAUGCUCUUUGGGAGUUUUCCCCAGGUCAUGUUCUCAUAGGGUUAAUAUUUCUCCGUUACUAUAGUUCAGUUGUUAGCUCUUUAGUGACACACAUAACAAUUUAGAUUCAUUUUCAUUUAAUUAAGGUGAAUUUCAGCAAAUGUGGAAUGAUUUCAGGAUUAAUGUGGUAUGGUAGGUGGAAGGGAAAUAAAAAUGAAAAUUUUGUCAUCUACUUCAUUUAGCGAACUCCUUCGAAUGCUGUAUUUAGAGGUGGUCGUUAUAAGGCCAGUUAACCUUUCCAACCAGGAAAUCAGUUUGAAGGCUUUCUAGCACAACACUAAGACUAAAUGUUCAUUAACUCCUUAAUGAAGAACUGUGUAAUAUGACCACAAGUCUAUCUGCUGUAGAGCAAGUCAUGUUUGCUCUAAUACUAAGAAGAAAUAGAAUUGGUAAAUUUGAUUUUUUAUUUUUUUUUUUAAAAAGCUGCAGUGUACCCUUUUCUUGAAUUCUAGACUCACAGCUGUUCAGUGGAUGGGGGUGUAAGAGCUUAAUCCAUUGUUAUAGAAUUGUUUCUCCUUUAUUGCUUAAGGCUAAUGGAGGAAAUAGUCUAAUUUUGUCUUAGAAUUUCUCUAUUAAAAUUGUUGGUUUGAGUCCAUCCGUUCAUAGAUUUUGACUGAUGAAACUGCAGGCUGCGAAUUCCGGCAGUUAGAACUUGAUCACUAUUCACGACCCAAGAAUAUUACAGCUUUAAAACAGCCUUAAGCAAAAGGAUGUUAUUUCUUUGUACUAAAUUUGGUUCAUGGAUAAGAAAAAAAAAUCAUAACACUGGUAAUCCGUACUGCAUAGCAAACUCUUCUGAAAAAUGUUAUUGCACAUGUAAAAUAUGAAAACUUGACUCUGCUGUGUGUUAGGCAAUCCUGUAAUCUUUUUUUCUCUCUUGUUAAAUUCAUUUCUUAAAUGCUUGGUUGGAAGACUGUGACAAUAGCUCAUGAAAUUGAGUGUUAUUUUUCUUUCUUUUUUUAAAUAUGUAAAGUGCAGUCUUCUGUAUUCAUGCAUAUUGUAUAUAUCUGUAUAUGUUUUACUGAGCAACUAAAUAACAAUAAAUAUGAUGUUAAUGGUG
Chrysemys picta bellii (western painted turtle) is the source of this 9861-nucleotide messenger RNA. Lineage: Eukaryota; Metazoa; Chordata; Testudines; Emydidae. The record is from RefSeq and is a predicted model, not a curated record.